This is a messenger RNA of Glycine soja, 4133 nucleotides long. Its product is annotated as chromatin remodeling protein EBS-like. Gene Ontology annotation, molecular function: chromatin binding. The coding region runs from base 3178 to 3828 and encodes 216 amino acids. Lineage: Eukaryota; Viridiplantae; Streptophyta; Magnoliopsida; Fabales; Fabaceae. The transcript has 6 exons. The record is from RefSeq and is a predicted model, not a curated record.
AUUUCCAUUCAUGUUUUGUCAUCUUUUGGCUGAAGUGUCUUCUUGUAGUUAGUUGAUCGAUUGGAUAUAAAAUCCAUUUAGUCUUAUGCAUGCUACUUGAGUUGGCCGAUAAGUAAAUACUAAAUACACUUAAGAUUGAACAUAAACUAUAAGUGAUAUAUCAGUAAGUUGCAAAGCCUUGGGGGCAACAAAAACCUGAUAGAGCAAAGCAUGCCACAUAGUUGGAGCCUCUGGAUAAACACACACUUCUGCCCAUUAUUUGUCAGUAACUCGGAAUAUCUUUGUUCCCCUUUCUUCACCUUUUUUUUUUUUUUCCUUUCUCCUUGUGAGUGUGUUCUUACAUUUUGUUAAUUAGAAUUUUAAAUGGGUAGCAGUUAGGCGUGGUGCUACUAGCCCCUUCUUCAUGUCAUGCUUUUGUGAGUGCUCCCAAGUUUUUUGUGUGGGUUUUAAGUUCCUUCCUUAUAAUCAACACAACAAUAACAACAAAGCCUUAGGAGGUGUAAGGUUGGCUUCGCGGUUGAAGGGAGGAGCGAAGAGGGAGAAGUCGUGGGUUCGAAUCCCUCCCACAAAUAAAAACUUAACAAAUUAACAACUAACAUUUGUCGAUAAAAAAAAAGCAGCAACAAAGGCUUAUUCCCACCAUGUAAUUUCUAGCAUGUCACAGUAUUUGAUUCUGGAAGGUAGGUUUCGGUUUUAGCAUUUAGAAGUAUUGUUUUGUCACUUUGGCGGUCUGAUGGACAAGCAACCCAAUGUCCCAAAUAGUGAAUCUGAAUCCUGAUUCUAUUAGGUGCUUUGUUAUUGAUGUUGUCUUUACCAAAAUUCAAGACAGUUAUUCAGCGAAGUACACUAAAUUAUUGUUUGUCAUUUAAAUGUUUCACAUAAAUAUUGCCAUUCACUCAUUCAGCCUUAGCCUUCUGUCUUCUGAUCGUUAUGCUACUGUUUUUUCCCCUGUUGGCAUGUUCGAUAAUUCAAUGUUAUUACUUAUUAGCCUCUUAUAGUUCUCAAAAUUGGCACAGGCUAUUCUUGUAGACGAGUACUGCAUGAUGUGCUGUCCGCUCUUUUUGCAAGUUUGAUGGUUCUGUUGGGCAUGUUCUGGUACUGUUUUCCAUAAUUUUUGAUACCAUGAUGUGUUAUCAUGAUGAUUCUGUUAGGGUAUGCGUUGCAUUUUAUAUUUUUGUAGAUAUGUUGUAUCAUCUAUGUAUUCUUUGAUUUCUUUCACUCCAUAAUUAUGAUUUUUUCUUAAGCUGUUUAUAAUAUAUGUUGUAGCAUUUAUGAAAAGGGGCUAGUGUUUAUGAAAAAUAGCAUUUAGACAGGUUUUCCUGUUUUAGGAUUUUGAGUUUCCCUCAAAAUCUUUGAAAACCCAAGAAUACUGAGAAUUAUUCCUGACAAAUAGAGAAAACCAAAGAUGAAAUUGUAGAUGAUCAUAGAUGAAAUGUUAAAGUUAGUUACAUGAAAUCUACACUAAUGUUCUUCCCUCCAAUGUAAGUUGUAUUUUUUUCCUUUUUACGUCAACCGUAUUUUGGAUUGAAGAAAUAAGCAAUAGCCAUACAUUUUGGAAUUUAGACAUUCAUUCAAGUUAUAAAUGUUCCUUCUAGACUCAUUACAUUUUAACUGUUCAAAAUAUUAUUAGGGACGAGUAUGUGGGUAAACCAGCUACUAUGGAAGUUUUGUAUGCUUAAAAAUGUUGGACCUGUUUUUGCAGGGUUUGAAUGUCUAUAGCAUUUUACCGCUUGACACAAGUGAUGGUCCCCGAGAUGCUAUGAACAUAAUUGUUUGGCACAAUGCUUUUGAGGCUGAAACUAUUUUUGGUGUUCCCUUUCAUUUACACCAACUAGGAUAAUGUUUUGUAUGUCAUGUCGAUUUCGGUUUAGGGAUUGGUUUCUCAUGGUUUUUAAUGAUAACAUCUUGGCCCUGAAUCUGGUCUUAACAGUUCUUUCAAAAACAUUGGAUCUGAAUAUCUGAUAAGCUAGCAUGUCAUUCCCCUCACCUUGAUGAUUUGACCCAUUUGGCCAAUAUAAUUUGUCUUUGGCUUUCAAUUAUCGAACAGAGGUGUGGGCAUUCGGCGCCAAGUAUGGCCACCCAAAGAUGUUAAAUCUCAUGAUACAGCACCCCUGGAUCAGGACAACAGGUUUCAAGCCUCAAGAUUCACCCCAUUAUUCGUAUCUUAUCCUAUACUGCACAAUCACCUAAACGGUCUAAUUGGGCCUCAUUACUUACCUGCAGUAACGAGCGAUACCUAACAUUAUUAUGGUGAUACCAAUAAAGGAAAAGACGAGUCUGAAGUAAAUAGUAAUGAGAUAAAAAAGAAAAAAGAAAAAAAGGAAACCUUGAAGUUAAUAACCUUAAGUAUUUUUGUAGUAUUAUUUGCUUAACUAUAAUGAGGCAUGCAAUUGAGCUAGGCAAACACUUUCCUUGGAUUUUUCUUUUACAGUUUUACUAACUCUAAUCAAGGGAUCAACCGCUUCUUUUCAGGAACAAUCUUAUAUUUUUUCCCACACUUAAUUGUUUAUACAUUCACUUUGCUCCUUUUUUUUCCAUUUCUUUUCUUUUAUCAUUAUUUCACAACAUACAUUUAUUACCUUCUUUCUUUUAUUAUUUAUUUUCUCUCUCAUGUAUAAACUCAGGGCCGUGGAAAAAUAACUUUUUUCUUUCUGAAAUAAAUGAGAUGACACGAGUAUCUUUGGUUUUUUCUGUGGAAACAGAUGCUGCUUCAAGACAAAACAAUGCCCUAGAUUACCGCGAAAAAGAGAGAGAGAAAAAAAGUAAACUCGAAAAUGCUUAAGUCAAAGCCAAUAGAUGUGAAUGGGAAAUGGCGAUAGGGGCAAUAUUGGUAGGUAUCACCACAUCAGCAAGCUAAAUGCAUGAGACCAAAUCUUAAUUAAUGUUCUAUUACCAACAGUAACAAUGAACCAAGACCGUGUUAACAUGUCAUAAUAAAAACCACAGGCAUAAGGAGCGUAACGCUCACUCCCUUCUCUCGUGGCCCUCUUCUCUUCUCUCAAAGGACUGAACGAAAACCUUUAGGGUUCCUCUGUUCUUCUUCGCCCCAAAAAAAAUUCUCAGGCUCAGAAAAAUUCAACCGUUCUCGCCAUUGCCGAAGCUCCAGCCCCUCGCAUUUCCAAUUCUCCGCCCAAACCCUUUUGUUGGAAACAGAGUAUCCGAGAGACCCUUCACAACAUGGCAAAAACGAGGCCAGGCAGAAAAGACGUGGAUUCCUACACCAUCAGAGGCACCAACAAGAUCGUAAGAGCUGGGGACUGUGUGCUGAUGCGCCCCUCUGAUACCAGCAAGCCACCGUACGUGGCGCGCGUGGAGAAGAUCGAACAGGAUAAUAGGAACAACGUGAAGGUGCGUGUGAGGUGGUAUUAUAGGCCUGAAGAGUCUAUUGGAGGACGCAGGCAGUUCCAUGGAGCAAAGGAGCUGUUUUUGUCUGACCAUUAUGAUGUUCAGAGUGCUCACACAAUUGAAGGGAAGUGUGUUGUGCACUCUUUUAAGAACUAUACCAAGCUUGAGAAUGUAGGUGCUGAGGAUUACUAUUGUAGGUUUGAGUACAAGGCUGCUACUGGGGCUUUCACGCCUGACCGUGUUGCUGUGUAUUGCAAGUGCGAGAUGCCUUAUAACCCAGAUGACCUCAUGGUGCAGUGUGAGGGGUGCAAGGAUUGGUACCAUCCUGCUUGCGUGGGCAUGACUAUUGAAGAAGCAAAGAAAUUGGACCAUUUUGUUUGUUCAGAAUGUUCAUCUGAUGAUGACAUGAAGAAACCCCAGGCUACAUUUCCUGUAUCACCAGGAUCUGAUGGCAAGGUUGAGCCGAAGCGGCGGAAGAGAUGACCAUCAUGCUGAAUUAACUCAUCUUGCGAAUGCACCUCUUGCUGAAUUUCACGGGCUAUGUGGUAGCUGUUGUGGGUGUAUUGUACAGCUUCUACCAGAGGCUAUAAACAUCAUUUUAUGUAUUUGACUCCGGCUAUGUAUGUAUUCGUCUUAGAUUUAUGACAGACAUUGAUCUGUUUUCCUUGUGUCCAGAAAGAGCAACUCCUGUCAGUGUUAAUGUUUGAGAUAACAUCAGGCCUUGAAUACUGGAGUAAAAAGAAAUUAUCAAUUUUCUGAAAUUUGGAUUCCUGUUUGUUUGCUCAUCA